CCGGCUCCCGCGCAGGCGCGGCGGCGGCGGCGGCCAUGUCGGUGCAGGAGGACCCGGUGCAGCGGGAGAUCCACCAGGACUGGGCCAACCGCGAGUACAUCGAGGUGAUCACCAGCUCCAUCAAGAAGAUCGCGGACUUCCUCAACUCCUUCGACAUGUCGUGCCGGUCCCGGCUGGCCACCCUGAACGAGAAGCUGACUGCGCUGGAGCGGAGAAUCGAGUACAUCGAGGCCCGGGUCACCAAGGGGGAGACGCUGACAUAGGCCCGGGGCGGCCCCGGCCCCCGCCGCCGGAGCACCGCCGCCCCGCACCCUGCUCGGGGCCCGCCGCCACCGCCGCCGCCUCUGCUCGUGUUGCCAAUAAACCGCUGUGCUCCUGCCCUGCCUGCUCUCUGCCUGCCUGCCUGGGGCCGGGCCGCGGGAUGCCCGGCUCCCUGCCACCGUCCUGGAUGUCCAGAGCCUGCCCUUCCAUCUGCCUGACCCACGGGGUUUGGGCACACAUUCCUUCCCACGUGUGGUGGCCGUGCCACAGGGGCCGCGGGCCAGGCUGUUGUCAGCUCCUGGAGGCACCUGACCGGCCUUUGGGGUGCUUUGUGCUCCUGCUGGGAUCACAGCAGAAAAUCUGGUGAUCCCUGUGGUCUGGAGGGUGUCUCAGCCUUCACAUGUGCACGUGUCAGGGCAGAGUGGGGACAGCAGGCUCACCUGGCAUGGUGCACAUGCCACAGAAGAGGGCCCUUUGCCAGCACCAGGGAAGAGGUGCUUCUCCUCUCUGCGAGGCAAGUGGCAAGGAGAAGGAAGUCUCUCAGCCCUUCCCACCACUCCUCUAUUUAUCUCAGUUCUUCAGUGGGCAUCUAGAUCUGCAGAUUCACUGUUCGUAUUUAGCAUUUGUUGGGGAGUCCAUGGAGUUGGUGUCAGCAAAGGUUUUAUUGCUUCCCAGCAGGCUUUAAAUAUCUUGAUAUUUUCUCCCAACUGUAAUCAUAGCUUUUUCAUGAUGGCAGUGUCAUGCCUGCAGUGUUUACUGUGCACCUGGGUUACUUAAUGUUUGUUAUGUUUUUGAGGCUGUCUGACAUCAGCUGGUUCCUUGUUGAUGUAGGUCCUCCUCCAAGCUCACGGUUUUGUUCUCCAUAGGAAUCUCUGUGUUUUCCAUUGUUUGAAUAAGUGCUCCUCCAGCCUUUCCCUCAGCUCUUAUGGUGGUUACUGUCAGGUUGGGCUGCACACCAGUGAGGCUGGGCUGCUUUUGGAGCAUUGUACCUCUGGAAAUGAGUGCUUUGUAGCAGCCCUGCAGUGGAGUGGAACAGCCAUGGGUCACUGCCCUUAGGUGUAGGGUCCAUAUCAAAUUAGACUGUUGUCAUAUGAAAAUUGAUAGAUGGAAUGAAAGCAGCUCUCUCUUGGCUCCAAGGUGGCUGCUCUGUAGCCCGAGUACGUCAAAAGUACUGCCAUGGCCCAUGCACUGCUUACUGUGGGUGUGCUGGAGUGGAGUCCUGAGAUCUCCAUGGUUGGAGAUAACUCAGUAUUUAUCUGGAGAAGGCCCUGAACUAUCUGGGUGUUGAAGUUGGCCCUGCUUUGAAUGGGACAGGGGUGAGGCAGAGACCGCCAGAGGUCCUUGCCUAAAUUAUGCUAAUAUUCUUCAAUUCAAGGAAUGGUAGACAGGGUACCAGACAUCCCUGGGACUGGGGCUGUAACUGGGCUGACCUCUUAACUCGAGAUCCAUUGCUUGUUUCUGUUCCCAGCUAGUAGUGUGGUGUGUUUCAGAUCCCGUCCUGGUCUGCUGUCUGGCUGUUGUAAUGGCUCUUUUUCCUCUGAUACCAGGAUUUCUCAAAGGAGUAGGUUUUGCCAUGCAGUUGGUGGGAUCUGCUGGAAGGUGCCACUCCUCCCAGGAGAUGUGUUCUCGCAGAGCCUCAGCACUAUGGGAUCAGCCUGUCUGGUUCAUGUCCCAGCAGGGAUGCUGAGCAGCUCACUGCAGUACAGAGUCUGCCCUUUUCCUUUCAAGGAGUCUUACUAGUUCCCUAAGGAACCAAGUGUUGUGGUUGGGUGCUGCUUAUUCCAGGCCAUCUCUGGGAGGUGGGGAAGCCUUCUGGUCCUCAGGCUGAGACUGCUGCUUCCAGCAGCUGCUGUGAGGUGCAGCCUUGUAACAGAUGGAGCUUUGCUACAUUUCAUUAUUUUAAAUACUGGGGAAUUCUGUUUGCCUUUUUUUCUUUGUACUGUACUUUGGUUUUGGGGUUUUUUUUUUUUCAGAAUAUGAUGCCCCAGGAACCUACAUUAAACUUUUCUGGAGUGGA
This is a messenger RNA of Corvus hawaiiensis (hawaiian crow), 2278 nucleotides long. RefSeq names its product BRICK1 subunit of SCAR/WAVE actin nucleating complex (gene BRK1). Gene Ontology annotation, cellular component: SCAR complex. Gene Ontology annotation, molecular function: protein-containing complex binding. The record is from RefSeq and is a predicted model, not a curated record. Gene Ontology annotation, biological process: cell motility; actin filament organization; regulation of actin polymerization or depolymerization. NCBI's taxonomy places the organism in Eukaryota, Metazoa, Chordata, Aves, Passeriformes, Corvidae. The transcript has 3 exons. The coding region runs from base 36 to 263 and encodes 75 amino acids.